Messenger RNA from Nanorana parkeri, 842 nucleotides. It is a transcript of the gene SPTSSA, whose product is annotated as serine palmitoyltransferase small subunit A. Gene Ontology annotation, molecular function: serine C-palmitoyltransferase activity. The transcript is spliced from 2 exons. Lineage: Eukaryota; Metazoa; Chordata; Amphibia; Anura; Dicroglossidae. Gene Ontology annotation, biological process: ceramide biosynthetic process. The record is from RefSeq and is a predicted model, not a curated record. Bases 37 to 273 code for a protein of 78 amino acids. Gene Ontology annotation, cellular component: serine palmitoyltransferase complex.
GCUGAUUUAAGGCACACACAGCUCGCAGGACGGACGAUGAAGAUGUCGUAUGACUCCGCUCACCAGGGCUCUCUGGGCCGAGCCUGGAAUCACAUGUCCUGGUUGUAUUACCAGUACUUACUGGUGACUGCACUCUACAUGCUGGAGCCCUGGGAGAGGACGAUCUUCAAUUCCAUGUUGGUCUCCAUUGUUGGAAUGGCUCUGUAUACAGGAUAUAUAUUUAUGCCUCAACACAUCCUUGCGAUUUUGCACUACUUUGAAAUUGUUCAAUGACAGUGAAGAGCCUUGCUUGGCAAAGGCUUUAAGGACAGAGCGAAAUUAUUGGGGCAUUUCAGGCAUGGAAGAUCCAGAAGAUGGCACCAGUGCUUGAGCCUGCCAAGACGCCAAGGUGAAAUGUGCGGGAUCUCGAGUGGAGUUGCCAUGAUCUCACCCCCAUUGAUGAGGGCAUUUGGAAGCUCUUUUUAAAUUCUCAACCACCAUUCUUCCAACAAGCCUUGGGCUCUGCAACACAUUGUCUUUCUAGCAGGGUUUCUAGCAGUAUUUUUGUUGUGUUUUGUAAUAACAGCAGCUAUUUUUAAUAUUGCACUGUAUAUGUAUUUUAUUUAGUUGCUUAUUUUUAAAGAUGGCAGAAUACAAUUUGUAUAUAGCAAUGCUAGUAAGCUUUGUACACAAUUUCCUCAUGUGACUGAAACACUUCUCACUUGUACAUCUGUUGUUGUAAUAACACAUUUUGAAUGCUGAACACUUUGUCAUUUUGUUUUCCCAACAAGCUAAAAUGCAAAUAGAUGAUGUUUACUCUGCACAGGUGUUUUCAGCAUAAAUAAAUCUUUUGUGACCUAAAA